Messenger RNA from Manihot esculenta (cassava), 4145 nucleotides. RefSeq lists its product as uncharacterized. The transcript has 5 exons. The record is from RefSeq and is a predicted model, not a curated record. NCBI's taxonomy places the organism in Eukaryota, Viridiplantae, Streptophyta, Magnoliopsida, Malpighiales, Euphorbiaceae. Bases 853 to 3780 code for a protein of 975 amino acids.
AUGUGGGAAAUUGAUAGAAGAAUGUUUUAUAUUAUUAUUUUUUCUUUAGUAAUUUAACAUUUGCUGGAUUGCUGUAGCUCGAGGUAUAGUGUAAUUUCACUGGAUUUCAAGUCAUUAAGUUUAAAAGCUUUUUUUCUUUCAUUUUCUUGGCAUCCACAUGUACUUUCUUCUCUCCAUUUCGUCGCGCUCUAACGGGAAUAAUUCAAAUGAACUACUCUUCCUGUAAAGUAGUCACUACUUGAGCCACAGAAGACGCUUUUUUCGCAACAGCUACAUAAACAUUCUCCAUGGGGCCUUCUUAUCUCUUUUUGACAUAUAAACCUUCGAAUCGUCGGGAUUCUUCCUAGUUUAACGAAAGCGAAGCUAAUUACCUGAAAUUAUCAACGAUUUUUGGUGUCAGAUGGCAAAAAAUUCCAAAGUUUUUUUUCUUCUUUGGACUUCCUUGGCAAUCUUGGAAGGAUUUAACUUUUAUUUUAUUUCUCUAUUUAUCUAUUCGUUAAUUACGCUUUGUAGAGGUCAAUAACGAGGAGAAGUUUUGGCUUUGCUUUUGCUUUAGUUAAAGUAGGUUUUGAAUUGCUUUAUGACUUUUUCUUUAGUGGUUUUGGCAUGAUUUUGUUUGUAUCCUUUGUUUUUAUUUUAUGAAAUCAUUAUUACAAAUUAUGGGGCUGGAAUAAAGUUUAAUAGCAAAUUUUCAUCGCUGUUCUCUUUCAUUUGUAGUGUGCUCCUUCAUUUCCUAUGUAGGGACUUCUGAAAAUGAAAUUUUCUUUAGGUCUUCUGUUGGUGUUUCACUAAAUAAGAAAAAGGCGUUUCUGGCCCCUUUUAAGUUCUGACGGCUCUCCGUUGAUUUAAACUAUGACGAUUCCUACAUUUUCCCCCUUGUAUCAUUUGGAUUCAUUUCCAGGAAACGGGCAGGUUCAUAAACAGAGAAGCUUUUCAAAACUGGCCUCUGAUUCUAAUUCCCAAAAUAGUGAUACUCCUGGCGAACACUUGUUCACGUGUGAAUUGGAGAGGAGAUCUUCAAAACAAGCAUCUGGAACACCCAUAAAGAAGUUAUUAGCUGAAGAGAUGUCAAGAGAAACUGAAUCAAAGAAAAGGUCUCCGAGUGUUAUUGCUCGAUUGAUGGGCUUUGAUGGACUGCCACCUCAGCAUCUGUCUCAUAAACAACAUAAAAGGUCAUCAGAGAACUAUUCACAGAGGACAGCACCGACAGAGAGGUCCCAAAGAAGUAGCACAUCAUGUAGCCGUAGCUCAUCUAGAAAAGGCUCAAAGGAGGAGCAAGAAUUCAAAGAUGUAUAUGAAGUUUUAGACACAUCAAAAAGAGAGAACAGUUACUCAAUGGAGGGGACUGGAAGCUCAAAGCUAACUGAAGCUGAGAUGGCAUUCAUUAAGCAGAAGUUCAUGGAUGUCACACGUCUUUCAAGUGAUGAAAAACUUCAUGAUUUGAAGGAAUUUCAUGAUGCAAUAGAUGAUCUGGAUUCCAACAAAGGUCUUCUCCUGAAAUUUCUUGAGCAGCCAGAUUCAUUGUUUACAAAGCAUCUGCAUGAUCUGCAAGCUGACCUUCCCCAGUCCCAUUGUCGUCACAUAUCAGGUGUGAAGUCUACACAUGCUCGAGAGUAUGACAGUGGCCUCGGAUGCAAAAUAGAGAGAAAAAUUCCAUGGAAGAAUCAUAGAAAGCACCAAAAUGAUCCUAUUAGUCACUCUUGCGGUAAACAAGCCACUGGUGAUCCACUCAAGUCAUCGAAACUUCAAAUAGAAGGGAAAGAUGGACCUUCUAUUCUUCCUACACGGAUUGUUGUGCUGAAACCAAACUUUGGUAAACUGCAGAAUGCAACCAGAAGUGUUUCAUCACCCCGAUCUUCUCAUGAUUUUCUUUCAGAUAGUAAGAGGCAUACUGAAAUUCCUAAUAUCAAGAAUAGGGAGACAGAGUUAUGUGGAAAUAAAAAAUUUCCUGAUGAUGAAGCAUUACUGAGAUAUAAGUCUAGAGAAUCUAGAGCAAUUGCAAAGGAGAUCACCAGGCAAAUGAAAAAUAGUCUCGGAACUGGUUCUGUAAAGUUCUCAACCUCAGGAUUUAGAGGAUAUGCUGGGGAUGAGAGUUCAUCAAACAGGUCUGACAAUGAAGCAGCAACAGAAUCAGAUGUGCCGACAGUGAUUUCUAGAAAUUCCAUUGGUUUGAGCAAUCGGUACAGGUCUUCACCCCCCUGCUCUCCUGAAUCAUCUGUGAGCAGGGAAGCCAAGAAUAGACUCUCUGAGAGGUGGAAGAUGACUCGCGGUCACAGGUAUGCAGAUAUGGAAGUGUUUGGUCGGAGUGGCACACUAGGUGAAAUGCUUGCUUUGCCUGAUAAGGAAGGGAGGCCAGCUAAUGUGGAUGCCAUGAUUUUGGGACGAGGAUUUAUUGACAAUUUUGGUGGCAAUGAUGAACUGGCAGGAUGUGUUGAACCUUUGGGUAUUAGCAGUAGGGAUGGCUGGAAAGAUGAAUGCAUUAAAAAUCUUUCUAGAUCAAGAUCUCUUCCUGCUUCAUGUACUACUAUUGGUAGUCCAAGAACAGGUUUGCGCUGUGAAAGUCAUUGGAAGGACAGGCAUAUAUUACCAAAAGAAUUAAUGCAGCAGGAAAGCAUUGAGGCAGUGAAAGGAAAGCCUAAUAAAAGAGAAAGUUCAUCUUCUAGGAGUUCAAGAUCUCGUAUUAAGAGAUCUCAUUUCUCCGAGUACACUUCCGCCGAUCAUAGUGACACUUCACCAGAAAUUAAUUUCAGCCGCAAGCUAGUGCAGAGCAGUGUCACAUAUGAUGAUCCAGUUAAACCAUACCAUUUGGUUUCCGAGAUAACAUCUUUGAUUGUCACAGAUGUUAGUUUCCUUCCUGAGAAUGUCUUGGAUGUUGCAACUAAGAAUGUGGCCAUGCCUUCUAAACCUACUGACUCAGAAUUACCAGCUUAUGUUUUGGUAGAAGGUUAUGCUUCUUCUAGUGACACAGGGGCUUUAACUUUGCAGGAACCAUUAGAUGGGCCACCUGAUGAAGGUUCAGCCUCUGUGCAGCACUCAGGAGCGGAACUACAAUCUCCUACAAGCUCUAAGGAGGCUGAACAGCCCAGCCCUGUUUCAGUUCUUGAAACUCCUUUUCCAGACGAUCUAUCUUCAAGUUCUGAAUGCUUUGAGAGUCUCAGUGCUGACCUACAUGGACUUUGGAUGCAGCUUCAGCUACUCAAGUUGGAGUCAGAAGCAUAUGCGGAAGGCUCCAUGCUCAUCUCAAGCGAUGAAGACAUUGAGGAUGUCUCUGUUAGAUUUUCAGAAGAGAAAGGAAUAGUUGAAGCGAGCAGGGAAUAUUCCUACGUAAUUGAUGUACUGCUAGAAUCGGGUAUUAACGAUGCCAACCCUGAUACUUUCAUGGCAUCAUGGCACUCUCCAGAUUGCCCUGUGAAUCCCCUGGUAUUUGAAGAACUGGAGAAGAAGCAUUGCAACCUCACUUCUUGGCCAAGGUCUGAAAGGAAACUGCUAUUCGACCGCUUAAAUUCAUCUCUCCUCAUGAUUAACCAACAAUUUGCGGAUCCAUACCCGUGGGUGAGGCCUGCAACUGCAGUCAUUCCCUGGUGGAUUAAACAUGGACUUGGAGAUGGCAUCCACAAAUUGCUGGAAAGCCAAGAGAAGAAGGCAAAUAACAAUACAGUGGAGAAGGUACUGGUAACGGACUCGCAGUGGCUGGAUUUGAGAGGUGACAUUGAUGUAGUUGGUAGGGAAAUUGAGAGACUGAUGAUAGAAGACCUAGUAAAAGAAAUAGUAGCAGUGUAGACAUUCUGCAUACAAGGUCCUUCUGGUUUAGGGAGCUACAGAGUAUACGAAAAAUGAACUCAUGGAAUUUUCAUUUUGAUUAGAGAUGGCGAAAUAUACAAUAGCCCUUGAGCCAAAAACAACUGACGGAUGAAAGUACUACUCUUAAGGAAGAAUCAGCACAAAAUCUUUUAAGUUUUUUUUUGGAUUUGUCUGCAAGCAAAUGGUGAUGAUCCGACUCCUACACUGUUUGUCAUGCUGGUAUUUCACAGGGGUGAUGAGUAAGUACGUAUAUAACCAUAAUACUAUACAUUAGAAAAAAUUUCCAAGAAUUUAUGAUUUUUGCCCCUUUAUAUACUAUUUUCAUUAGCAGGUUUCAAAAGCAA